AUGGAUCCUAACAACAAUAACCGCCUCUACCUAAACUUUGGGAAUGGCAACGACCGUUUGACCGCCUCGGAUAGGGCCGCAUAUCCCACUACGCCUUCGACAUUUCCUCAGCCAGUGUUCCCUUCAGCAUCUGGCCAACAGUCUUCUGGCGGAUUACAGCCUCAGCCUCAACAGCAGCAGCAGCAGCAGCAGUACGCCGGUGGUUAUGCGCCACAGGGUUACUUUAACCAGAACCAAUAUGCUCAGCAGCAGUAUGGCGGGCAACAACAGCAGCAACAGUCGAGCGACUAUUCUCAGGGCGCUGGGUAUCAACCACGAUCUAAUACUCCUGGCACCAACGACCCCAACACCGGUCUCGCCCAUCAGUUCUCUCACCAGAACCUAGGAGGUGCCGCUCGAGGACAGGGCUAUGCUCGAGCACCCUCGCAAGGCCAGCGUCCUAGAACCGCUGGCUCUUCAGGACAGCAGCCUGGUUACAACAACUAUAUGAACGCCCCUCCCAUGCCCACUCAAGGAUCCGCCCCAGUGGACGAGUUCCAACGAGCACCUGAGCGAAACCCUGACCGAUAUGGUACCAAUGCCAAUAGCAACCAGAAGAAGUGCUCUCAGCUCGCAGCCGACUUUUUUAAGGACAGUGUCAAGCGAGCACGCGAGCGCAACCAAAGACAAAGCGAACUGGAGCAAAAGCUUCAGGACCCUUCUCAGGGCUCCGCUAGACGCGAGCAGCUCUGGUCAACCGCUGGCAGAAAGGAAGGCCAAUACUUACGCUUCCUUCGCACCAAGGACAAGCCCGAGAACUACAACACCGUCAAGAUUAUUGGAAAGGGCGCUUUUGGAGAGGUCAAGCUUGUGCAGAAGAAGGGAGAUGGCAAGGUCUAUGCCAUGAAGUCUCUGAUCAAGACAGAAAUGUUCAAGAAGGAUCAGCUCGCACACGUUCGAUCAGAACGAGACAUUCUCGCCGAGUCGGACAGUCCUUGGGUCGUCAAGCUCUACACCACCUUCCAGGACUCAUACUUCCUUUACAUGCUAAUGGAGUUCUUGCCUGGUGGAGAUCUUAUGACCAUGCUUAUCAAGUACGAGAUCUUUUCGGAAGAUAUAACACGUUUUUACAUUGCAGAGAUCGUUCUUGCUAUCGAAGCUGUCCACAAGCUGGGCUUUAUCCAUCGUGAUAUCAAGCCCGACAACAUUCUUCUUGAUCGAGGUGGACACGUCAAGCUCACCGAUUUCGGUCUGUCAACAGGCUUUCACAGACUGCAUGACAACAACUACUAUCAACAGCUCCUCCAAGGGCGAUCCAACAAACCGCGUGACCGUAACUCGGUUGCCAUUGAUCAGAUUAAUCUGACUGUCAGCAACAGGUCCCAGAUUAAUGAUUGGCGACGAUCCCGAAGACUGAUGGCGUAUUCUACUGUUGGAACCCCUGACUACAUUGCCCCUGAAAUUUUCACUGGCCAUGGUUACACCUUUGACUGCGAUUGGUGGUCGCUAGGUACCAUUAUGUUUGAGUGUCUAGUCGGCUGGCCUCCCUUCUGCGCUGAAGACAGCCACGACACGUACCGCAAGAUCGUGAACUGGAGACAGACUCUAUACUUUCCGGACGACAUAACACUUGGUACGGACGCAGAGCAUCUGAUCCGAAGCAUGGUCUGCAACACGGAGAACCGUCUGGGCCGCAGUGGUGCCCACGAGAUCAAGAGUCAUGCUUUCUUCCGCGGUGUCGAGUUCGACAGUCUCCGCCGUAUCCGCGCGCCUUUUGAGCCUCGCUUGACCUCCAACAUUGACACCACCUACUUCCCUACCGAUGAGAUUGACCAGACUGAUAAUGCCAGCGUCCUCAAGGCACAGGCCCUCCAGUCAGGCCGAACAAUCGAGGAGUCUCCAGAGAUGAGCUUGCCUUUCAUUGGUUACACAUUCAAACGGUUUGAUAACAACUUCCGAUAA
Fusarium sp. VM40 is the source of this 1941-nucleotide messenger RNA. The record is from the annotation of a GenBank genome assembly. NCBI's taxonomy places the organism in Eukaryota, Fungi, Ascomycota, Sordariomycetes, Hypocreales, Nectriaceae.